This is a messenger RNA of Spinacia oleracea (spinach), 975 nucleotides long. RefSeq lists its product as uncharacterized. Lineage: Eukaryota; Viridiplantae; Streptophyta; Magnoliopsida; Caryophyllales; Amaranthaceae. The coding region runs from base 171 to 725 and encodes 184 amino acids. The transcript has 2 exons. The record is from RefSeq and is a predicted model, not a curated record.
AAACCCAGUCUAACUAACCCAGCUUUGCUCUCUCUUCAUCUCUCACUAUAUAUUCACCCUUCUCUCUCCAUUUCUCAACUCUCUGCCUUCUUGAAAUUAACAGAAUUAACUCCAUUUUAUCUCUCUAAAAACAGCUUAUUUCUCUCUCUAAAUUGGUAAAAAGGGAAGCCAUGGAAAGGAAUGAUCAGAGAGGAGGGAGUUUAUCCUCAAGAGGUUUAGAGGAAUCAAAAGGGGAGCAUAUCAUCCAUAUGCAUGAUCUGGAGGCUUGUCUUCUUCGUCCUCAAGAAACAGAGGAACAUCACUCGCCAUUGUUAUCCCAGUUUCAGACUCCGCAGCUGCCUAAUACUCCUCCUAGAAGAAGGUUACAUCCUAAUAACCCCAACCUUGAUACCAACCCCACCACUCUUCCUCCCUCCUGCAACCCCCACCCCCACCACCAACACCUGGGUUUUCGGUUUCGUCGUCUUUUCGGGUCUCCUCGGCUUCUCCAUGCUUGUCCUAUAAUCGUCAUACUCUGUGUAAUCCUUCUCUGGUGGUUCUCUUCCCCAGUGAAUUUGGCAAUCAAGGAUGGCAGGUUCAUAGAACAUUCCUCUAAUCUAUGGCCUUUUGCUCUGAAUGAGACCGACCUUACUUUGAGCCGUCAGACUGUUUUGGCUGUUGCUACUUCGCCGAAUCCCAACAUUGAGCUCAUCAUGUCGAUGGUCGAUAAGGCGGCAUCUUCAUGAACAGCUGUAACGGAAGUGUGCACUCUUCUGGUCUGUGUAAUGUGCACUUAGCUUCAAACAUUUUUCAUUUUCUUUUUACUGUUUUAGCUUUUAGUUACAAUAAUACGAAACUCUAGGAUGGAGUAAUAAGUAGGCUGAUAAGGCGGGUGAUGGUGCAUUUUCAUGAGCAACAUCAGCAAUUGAAGUGAAGUGUACACUCUUCUCAUCUGUGUGAUGUGCUACAGAAGUAUUAGUUUGCGUUCUUUACUCA